This is a messenger RNA of Phytophthora nicotianae INRA-310, 1410 nucleotides long. RefSeq lists its product as hypothetical. Gene Ontology annotation, biological process: adenosine to inosine editing; RNA processing. The record is from RefSeq and is a predicted model, not a curated record. Gene Ontology annotation, molecular function: double-stranded RNA binding; double-stranded RNA adenosine deaminase activity; tRNA-specific adenosine deaminase activity. The transcript has a single exon. The coding region runs from base 1 to 1410 and encodes 469 amino acids. NCBI's taxonomy places the organism in Eukaryota, Oomycota, Peronosporomycetes, Peronosporales, Peronosporaceae. Gene Ontology annotation, cellular component: nucleolus; cytoplasm.
AUGCCGUCACCAGCCAUCGCUUCCAGCGUGGCACGCGCAGUGCUGCAGUGGUUCGAGAGCAAUUCGCAAUGCCAGAAAAAAGUUCCUCCUUUGGAGUGGACGGUACUCGCCGGUAUCGUAUUACGCUCUCCCUCCUCAGACGCAGAGUCUAGUGACACAUUCCGCGUACUGGCAGCGGCUACGGGCAACAAAUGCCUCGGUCGACGCGACCUGAACGCCGACGGGCUCGUGGUCAACGAUUGCCACGCUGAAGUGUUGGCCAGACGCGCAUUCCUCCGCUAUUUGUACGCCGAAGCGCUGUUCUGGCAGAACAACGGGUUGGAAUCAAGCGAUCAGUCGAUCUUCGAGCGACACUCGACGUCGCACCGACUCGUGCUUAAGCCCCAACACUCGCUGCAUCUCUUUAUCAGUGAAGCACCUUGUGGUGAUGCUGCCAUCUACGAACUGCGCCAAGAUGUUGUUAAUGAAUUGGUGCAGCAACGAGAAGCCAAGACUGGACAGGCGGACCAGAGAGAGCGGAGUGAGUUACGUUUGACAGGAGCCAAAGCACACAACAAGCGAUCAAGAGAUGUUGAUGCUCGAAAGGACCAAGACACGCCACCAGAUAAGAAAUUCGCGCAAGCGGUUGGCAUUGCACGUGUUAAGUCUGGACGAUCCGAUUUACCACCAGAGAAGCAGACGCUGUCUAUGAGCUGCUCUGACAAACUGGCCAAGUGGAAUGCACUAGGACUACAGGGUUCUCUAUUGCUGCAGUGGUUUGAGCCUAUCUUUUUGAGUUCAAUCACCGUGAGUGAAGAUGACAAAGCGAUGUCAGUAGUGAAGCAAGAGCAGGCACUCCAACGAGCUCUGUGUACACGACUACGAGACCGCAAUGCACUGAUAGACGGAGCACGAAUGUCCUGUGAGACUUGUGUUGUCUCCGAAAUUCCACAAUUCAGUCGUCGACGAACUUCUGACCGAGCUCCAUCAAGUCUAGCGCUGAACUGGACCACUCGGGAAUCCUAUUGGACUCGCGCACAAGAUGCUUCAACCAAUGCCAAGUUUGUAGCCAAGUUUUUCAACAACUUUGAGUUCGAAUUCUUGGUGGCAGCUACAGGUUUCAAACAGGGCGCUAAGAAGGCUUCAAAGAUGGAUCAAGUUGCCAUGGAGAGAGUGGCUUCACGUCUGGCAAAGAGGAACAUGCUGCGUGCAUUUCACCUUCUCAGCCAAGCCUCACUGUCAGAUAACACAAGUGAUCUUGAGUAUCUUCAACUCAAGCGAGCAGUUCCUGUACGCGCAUCAUGCACAACACCCUCUACAUCUUCGGCAUCGACAGCUGUUGUCGCCUACAACAAUCAGCGAGAACAGUUCUUUGAGGCUUUCAGUGAUUGGAUUGGGGUUCCUGCCACGUUCAAGCAGUUCAAGCUCUAA